AUGGCAGGGAAGGACGGCAUCUGGCUGGUCUCCGGGCAGGGCCGGGGCCCCCAGAAAGCAAGACCCUGGGGUCACCAUGUGACAAGAUGGUCAAACCGAGGCUCAGCCGACCCAGCAGCUGUCCACCUCACACGCAGCGGGCACGCUGCAGAGCUGGAAUCGGCCGGACUAGAAGCUUCCGUGACCAACCGGAAUCUCAGCGAUGCCCGAGGAAGGGUUCAGAACGGCCGCUGUCCAUGCCACGCGGACCACGGGCAGAGGUGGACGAGCGCGCGCCGCCGCCCCAGCGCCCGCCGCCAGGGGGGCCUGCGGGAGGGGCGCCCGCGGCCUCGGCGCCCCCUGGCUGCCGGGCGACGCCCCUCCGCCUCCCCAGCGCCUGUCGGGGGCCGGAUUAGGAAGCCGGGGCGCGGGAGUGGCCCCCGGGCGCGGGGUCAAGGUCACCCGGCAGGGCACGGGGAGGCCCCCCGGGAGCAGAGGCCGGCGCCGGGCGCGGAGGCGGCGGCAGCGGCUGGAGAACUGAAGGCGGCGGGCUGGUCACUCCCACCUUGCCCAGGCCUGACUGCAACCCACAUACUCCACAGACCUGGAAACAGCCUCUGCUCACCGCCUCCCCUUAUCAACCUGGAAGCCAGAGGACUCCCUCCAUCACAAAGCCUCUUCCAUGCUUGCCUUCUUCCCGAGGACCCUCCUGACAGGUGGGUCUGCCACUCCCCAUUUCACAGAUGGGGAUCAAGAAUGCCAGGGAUUUGUGGAAGUAAGCAGCCCGAUUAUGGAAAAGGGAAGGACGGACUCAGCAGCCUCACGGUGCGUGUCGGGGUGGACCUCAGGACUCCCGAUCCCCAACCUGCCACGCCUUUGUGCCAUCUCCGUGGCUUUCCUUGGCUUUUCAGGAAGUUAUUUUCUCUGAUAAUUAGUAUUCAUCCUUUAAAAAUAAGACUUGAACAGCUUCUGGAAUGAGCUACCCCUGUUUCUCUCCAGAGACGGUCUCCUGCUCCAUCAUGGAGAGCAAAGGGAAAAUAAGAUUCAGUGUAUGGAAAUGGGCUCUGAAGGUGACCAGCCGGGUCCCUACAACAAGGGCAGACAAGGCAGGUGUAGAGUCUGGAACUUACCUGGGGCGCUCAGGCAAUGUGGGGGCCAUGUAGCCCCCAAGGGUAGGUGAUGGGCUCAUUGGGGGCGGGGUGGAGGGGCCUCUUGAGUCAGUGACCCAGACCCCCCCCCCCCCGCUACAGAUGGGCCAUUCCCCAGGCCACCAGCAACUCUUUUCAUUCCCAGAUCUGUUUCUGUGGCCACUAAGGACAAAAAUCAUUUGUCACUGGGGUGUCUGAUCUGCAGAGGAACUUCUUAGAGUCCUCCAAGCCUUCGGGACCCAACAACAUAGAGCCCUCACUUUGGGAUUUCGGGCCCCACAGCUGGCCAGCCCAGCCGAGGCAGGACACAAGGAGGUCUGCCAUCGGGGCACGGGCAGACCUGUGGCCUCCGUCUCUCUGGUCCCAGGGUUUGGCCCUGGCGAGUCGUCUAGAGCACCACUGGCCCACAGAAGUAGAACGUGAGCCACAAAAUUCACGCCACAGAGGGAAUUUUAAAUUUCCUAGUAGCUGCGUUUAAAAAAAAAAAAAAAAAGUGAAGAAGAAACAGGUGAAAUUCACUUCCACGAUACAUGUUAUUCACCCCAGCCUUGUAGUCAGUGUAUGCAGUCCAAACGGUAUUCGUUUCAACGCAUAAUAGUAUUUUCUUUUAUAUGGAAAUAUUUUCUAUUUUGUAGUCCCUGCCUUAGACGAAGUCUCUGAUAUCCAGUGUCUGUAGUACACUUAGAACACCUUCCAGUUCGGCCGAGACAGACUUUUCA
Lutra lutra (Eurasian river otter) is the source of this 1846-nucleotide messenger RNA. RefSeq lists its product as uncharacterized. The coding region runs from base 1 to 957 and encodes 318 amino acids. The record is from RefSeq and is a predicted model, not a curated record. Lineage: Eukaryota; Metazoa; Chordata; Mammalia; Carnivora; Mustelidae. The transcript has 5 exons.